Messenger RNA from Manis javanica (Malayan pangolin), 1501 nucleotides. It is a transcript of the gene SHISA5, whose product is annotated as shisa family member 5. NCBI's taxonomy places the organism in Eukaryota, Metazoa, Chordata, Mammalia, Pholidota, Manidae. The record is from RefSeq and is a predicted model, not a curated record.
ACAGUAGGCUUUUGAGCAGGGGAGGAGAUUGAAAGAUCGAAACUGACGUGGAGUGUCCGCCUCUGUGAUGGAAAGAGGGAAGGUCCAGGGGUGCAGGCGGCCCCUGGGCGAAGGUGGAGGCUGACAUGGGGUUCGGGGCGGCCAUAGCCAUUGGCCUGACCAUCUUCGUGCUGUCUGUGGUCACCAUCAUCAUCUGCUUCACCUGCUCCUGCUGCUGUUUAUACAAGACGUGCUGCCAACCGCACCCUGUCGUGACCACCACCACGGCCACCACGGUGGUGCACGUCCCUUACCCUCAGCCUGCAGGUGUGCCACCCGGCUACCCUGGGCACACCUACCAGGGCUACCAGCCCAUGGCCCCGCCUGGGAUGCCGUCAGCCCCUUACCCGAUGCCGUAUGCACCACCCUACCUGGCCCAGCCCGCGGGCCCCCCGGCCUACCACGGGACCCUGGCUGGAGGUGCAGCCUCACCCUACCCUGCUCCCCAGCCUCCUUACGACCCGGCCUGCAUGGAGCCCCAGAAGGCAGCGCUCUGAGCCCAGCCCUGCCCUCUGGCAUCCACUCGUGAGUGGCCGCUGUGCUUGAGGCUCCCGACCUGGCGCUGUUGUGGGUCCUGUGUACACAGGGCCUCUUGCAGUGCCCACAGGUGGGGCUACACUCUGUUCUCUCCUCCUUCCAAGUCAUGCUUCCAUGAAUUCUCAAGCACAAGUCAAAGGGGGUGGAAGCUCUUUUCCAGACCUCUGCAGGCGGCCCCCUGGGGCUCGUCACAUGAGGAUAGCAGGCUUUGCGGGCAGGAUGCCAGCGUGUCCUGGUUUGGCACAAUGGGUAGCCACUGCUUAUUCCAUGGUGUGUUCCCUGGCUGUGGGGACCCUCCCAGAGACCAGGUCAUUAAGUAGGCAGUUGGUGAGGCUGGGCGCCCAUGGGGUCCAGUCCCCUGAAGCGCCCGGGGCCUGCGCCCUACCCCCUGGGGCUGGCACCCUCCUGACGUCACAGCUCCACAGACGGAGCCCACCCCACCAAUGGUAAGCUGCCUGCCUGGUCUGACCCAGGUGCUGUCUGGGGCCACAUCUGCCCACGUCUGCUGUGCACCCCACAGGUAGGCAGGGCGGGCUCUGUUCACCGACUCGCCCAGGUCUCCUCCCUGCAGUGUUUUCUUUAAGCCAAAUAUUUUGCCUGUUUUCUGUUUCAAAAUGUGUGACGGUUGCUGUGGGGCUGAAGUGCCCAGAGGGGGAGGGUCUUGCCUUGAUGGUCUCUGCCUCCCUGGACACCUGCCUUAGAGGGCAGCCGACCCCUGUGCCCCACCCAGUUUGUCCUGGCAGCAGGGACCCACGACUGCUGGGCUGAAGGUGGAGGGCCCCCCGAUGGCUGCUCCGGCCCAGACGUGAGCACCUCAGCAUCCUGUCCCCAUUAGUGUCCAGUCAAGCCUGUCUAGCUUUGUACCACUCACGUUUUGAACAUCCAGGGGCCGCACCCAUGUUUAUAAUAAACCCAGACAUCUGGA